Colletotrichum chrysophilum is the source of this 867-nucleotide messenger RNA. RefSeq lists its product as uncharacterized. The coding region runs from base 1 to 867 and encodes 288 amino acids. The record is from RefSeq and is a predicted model, not a curated record. The transcript has a single exon. Gene Ontology annotation, molecular function: hydrolase activity. NCBI's taxonomy places the organism in Eukaryota, Fungi, Ascomycota, Sordariomycetes, Glomerellales, Glomerellaceae.
AUGUCUCCCUCCACCAUUCGCUUCCUUGUUCUUUCCGACACUCACCAUACAGGUUUCCCAGAUCCAGCGACGCUUCCAAAAGCAGAUGUCAUUCUCCAUUGCGGGGACCUAACCAUGAGAGGCGGGCUUUCGGAGUACAAACCCACCAUCGAGCGACUUUCAGCAUGCAACGCCGAGCUCAAGCUCGUCAUCCCCGAAAACCACGACUUGACUCUCGAUCAACACUGGUGGACGCGCCACUGCCAGGAAGAGGACGCAGACCCCGACGACCAUAACAAAGCCGGAGCCAUGUUCGAUUUCAAGACGACCGGCAUUCGGCUGCUCGACGAAGGAAAUUACACCUUUACGUUGCGAGAUGGACGAUCUUUCACACUGUACGUGUCGCCAUACACACCAUAUUUCUGCGACUGGGCUUUCGCGUAUGGCUCGCAGGAGGAUCGCUUUGGGCCCGAUGCUGUCAACCCAAUCCCAAAGGGCGUCGAUGUCGUUGUCACGCAUGGUCCGCCUCGGGUGCCACACGACGACUAUUCUCUGGAUCAGAUCCAGGAAGGCAAGUUAAUUGGUUGCUCCACGCUAUGGACUGCCAUUCAACGCACUCGGCCUCGCCUUCAUUGCUUCGGACACGUACACGAGGGUUACGGGGCGAAGGCUGUGAGAUGGAGGAGCAAAGAGACAGCUGUGAGUUGGGCCACCGAGGCGAAACCACCAUUUGAUCUUUCGAACGCUACCAAAGGAGAAAGCGGUGCUCUGGUUGCUGACAGCGAGGGCGAGACGCUACUUGUCAACGCCACUAUCAUGGAUAACCAGUAUGAUGCCAGAAACCAACCCCUGAUAGUUGACUUGGAAUCGUCACGAGCUUCACUUUGA